Molecule: messenger RNA, 1203 nt
Organism: Dissoconium aciculare CBS 342.82
Lineage: Eukaryota; Fungi; Ascomycota; Dothideomycetes; Mycosphaerellales; Dissoconiaceae
Product: iron reductase domain protein
Exons: 1
Source: RefSeq, a predicted model, not a curated record
GCAGCCGUGCCCGUAGCACGAAACUGCCCUUUCACAAACGUUUGCCAUUCGAUCAAUAUUCCCGAUGUCACAGCCUCUUCCGGAACGGGAGAUAUCUUCCUCCAGAUCACAGCCCCGACGUCGUACUCAUAUGCCGCACUCGGACAAGGUCCUGCCAUGGCCGGUGCCAACAUCUUCGUCAUUUACCCAUCAUCCGACGGGAAAAAUGUCACUUUGUCGACCCGCCAAGGUGUCGGCAACAUACAACCGCUGCAUACCACGGCGGUGCAAGCAGUCCUCUUGGAGGGCUCGGGCGUCUCCAAUGGAAUCAUGACGGCAAACAUCAAGUGCAGCAACUGCAACAGCUGGGAUGGAGGUUCCAUGGAUUUCUCCAAGUCAUCCACCGACUGGAUCUACUCCGUAGGCUCUGGCUCUCCGUUCAAGAGUGACGCUCUCGACGCCACCAUCACAUACCACGGCCCCUCGGGAAGGUCUAGCUUCGUCUGGGAUUUAUCCCCAGCCAAGGGCGGCAGCUCAGUCAACCCGUUCGUCGCCGUACGCACAAACGGCGGCAAUGUGACCAGCGGCGGCAAUGCGACCAACGGCGGCAAUGCGACCAACGGCGACAAUGCCCCCAACGUCACGACCACAAGCACUGGAAGCAGCAGCGGUUCCUCCCCCAGCGCCAGCUUCGACCCGGAAAAGUUCGACCGCAUCCUCCUAGCACACGGCGUCAUCGCCGGCCUCGUCUUCCUCGGCCUCUUCCCCAUCGGCGGCAUCGUGAUCCGGCUCUUCAGCUUCGCUGGCGUGAUUUGGGUGCACGCCGCGAUCCAGGCGAUCGGCCAUCUCCUCUUCAUCGUCGCCUUCGGCCUCGGGGUCUGGAUGUGGAUGACCUUGCCACUGGACAGCCUCGUGCACCCGAUCCUCGGCUCCAUCAUCUUCGCGAUCCUGAUCAUCCAGCCCCUGACCGGCUUCCUGCACCAUCGCCUCUUCGUCCGGUCGCACGCCAACGCUGCCGCCGCCGAGAAGCCCGCCGGCCGCACGGCGGUCUCCUGGAUCCACAUCGGCACCGGCCGCGUGGCGAUCCUCGCCGGCAUCAUCAACGGCGGCCUCGGGCUGUGGCUCGCGGGCGUCAUGGGCGCCGGGAACAUCGCCUACGCGGUCUUGGCGGCGUUCAUGGGUUCGUUGUACAUCGUGUCGAUCGUGAUCGGAGAGCGACGUCGG